UGUGAAUGACGGACGUACGAUUCCCCAGCUAUGAGUUCCCUGUGAUUAACCUAAUCUACUAUCACUCUCGACUUCCCCAAACCCAAUUCUACAUAACCAAAACAUCAACCGAGGAGUCCAAAAGUAUCAGAAUGUGAAACAAUCGUCAGCAAUCGGGCCUCAAGCGACUGUUGAAUCAAGUGAAGCGAAACUCGCGAUUUUCUCCGAACGAAAAAUUGAACUCUACGUGGAAAUGGAGAACGGAGAAAUCGAAUUUUCGUUAUAACCCCUGAUAAACAGUGACAACAAAAACUGGUGCAUGAAUGGUGUAAUUCAGUGUUGGAGGGGUUGAAAUAGUGAAUAAUUUGAGAAUAUCAGAGCAGUCAGAACAAUUUUCAGAGAAUCUUGAAACUAAAAAUUCAAAAGUGAAUAAAAAUGUCGACAGCAUUGCUCGCACUGAUAGCUGUUAUCCUCUGCAUCCUCUUCAGAAUUCUCAAUGUCAACAGUUCGGCCCAGAAGCCGGUGUUGGUGUGUCAGGACCAGACAUUCCUCUCGACAGUCCUCAAGAUAGCACCAGUGAUCGCUGAACCAUACAAACCAACGAGACUGUGGGGGUUCAGUGGUCACGUGCAGACUAUAGUUCACAGUAUUAUAGGAAGGGUGAGAUGCCCGUGGCCAAUUGGUGACAGAAUCUACAUGAGCCUCACUGAUGGUACCACACUCACAUAUGACUUGUAUCAGCCACUGAGCAGUGGUCACGAAGAUGAUAUCACGGUGGCUAUUGCCCCUGGCAUUGGGAAUAGUUCGGAGAGCGUUUACAUCAGGACAUUUGUACACUUUGUACAGUGCCACGGAUACAGGUGUGCUGUACUUAAUCACGUGGGGGCACUUUCCAGUGUCAAAGUCACCGCACCGAGAAUAUUCUCUUACGGACACACUGAUGAUUACCACGUAAUGCUCCUCAGUCUCGCAGAGAAGCACCCCAACACGAAAAUCGUGUGUGUUGGCUUUAGUCUAGGGGGAAAUUUAGUGACUAAGUACAUGGGAGAGAGAGCCACAAAUAAACUGCCUCAGAUCAUCGGCGGGAUUUCCAUCUGUCAGGGUUACGAUGCCAUCGAGGGGACGAAAUUUCUCCUCAAUUGGCAGAACUUCAGGCGAUUCUAUCUCUACAUCAUGACAGAGUCUGUGAAGAACAUUAUUUUGAGACACAGACAGGCUUUGUUAUCUGAGAGUGUCAAGCUGAAGCACGGACUCAAGGAGAAGGAGAUACUCUCUGCUGCCACGCUGCCAGAGCUCGAUGAAGCUUAUACGAGAAGGAUACACCAAUUCAGAUCUGUGAAAGAAUUGUACAGGUGGAGCAGCAGCAUCAACUACCUCAACGAAAUAAAUUCACCAAUGGUAUUUAUUAACGCUAUAGACGAUCCAAUCGUACCUGAAGCACUCCUGGACCCAAUCAGAGAGUAUGCAGCCAAGAAGAGCAAUACCCUCUACAUCGAACUAGCCCAUGGUGGUCAUCUGGGUUUUUACGAGGGUGGUCUCCUCUACCCAAACCCAAUCACCUGGUUGGAUCGUACUCUAGUGUCACUAAUCGGCUCACUGACACUCUUCCACGCGGAUCGAGUAAAAGUCGCUUAAAAUAUCCUCCCCUAGAAGCGUCGAUGGACUUACUGCAUUUUUAGCUUGACCAAGAAACGAUGAGCAAGCUGUAAUGGGACCCCCAGUUGCUAAAUGUGACUACCAAGUUCUUCAUUUAAACCGAAAUAACGUGUAUCAUUCAGCAUUUAUCAUUAGGCUUUAAAGUCAUUCGAAAUUCAUUAAAAUUCAUUUAAGAAUGCAAUUAUCACUCGAUUAUUAUCAUUCCAAUGUUGCACAUGUGUCGCGUGCCGAUCAGCAUUGAUUUGAGUGUAAUUUAUCUGCCACUUCCCACUAGGAAUUAAAAUUAAUGAUUUUUCUUUA
Diachasma alloeum is the source of this 1935-nucleotide messenger RNA. It is a transcript of the gene Hydr2, whose product is annotated as abhydrolase domain-containing protein 2. The transcript has 7 exons. The coding region runs from base 415 to 1614 and encodes 399 amino acids. Gene Ontology annotation, biological process: medium-chain fatty acid biosynthetic process; medium-chain fatty acid catabolic process; steroid hormone receptor signaling pathway. The record is from RefSeq and is a predicted model, not a curated record. Gene Ontology annotation, cellular component: sperm flagellum; sperm plasma membrane. Lineage: Eukaryota; Metazoa; Arthropoda; Insecta; Hymenoptera; Braconidae. Gene Ontology annotation, molecular function: monoacylglycerol lipase activity; acetylesterase activity.